Molecule: messenger RNA, 1558 nt
Organism: Hydractinia symbiolongicarpus
Lineage: Eukaryota; Metazoa; Cnidaria; Hydrozoa; Anthoathecata; Hydractiniidae
Product: hsp70-binding protein 1-like
Exons: 1
Coding region: 329-1372 (347 amino acids)
Source: RefSeq, a predicted model, not a curated record
AAAUACUGGGAUGGCAUCCAGCGGGGUAUAUUCUUGCCACUUUUUACGCAAUUUAAUAUCCUUGUAUAUUUUGAAUUAUGAUUUUUAGAUUUAAUCAGGAAAUAAAAAAUUGGGUUUUUUAAGGAUUAUAUCCCAAACAAAGAUUAUUUCCCCUUGCUGUUUUUAUCCAUAUCUUUUGUACAGAACUUUUUUUCAACUCCACAAAUUUCAGUUUUUUAUCAAUGUAAACCAUAAUUCUGGCACAUAAUGGAAAAAAAAGACAACAACUGUUGCUUUACAAAUUGCCACACGUUUUUGAUAGUGUUCCUAUAUACAAUACCUUUCUAUUAUGACAGAGCAUGAAAGAGUUGAAGAAACAGAUUACACUGUAUUGCUCAUUUUUUCCCUAUUUAUUUGUUUUAACCGAAAAACCUCUAUUGCUUUUAUUCUAGAUAAUAACAAAAUGGCUUCUGGUGAAGAUAAAAACCAAAAGGAAUUACAAAAGCUAUUAAAAAUGAGCUUAAAAUUAACAGACCAAGAAUUACAAACAUACGCAAAUACCGAAAUGGGAGAAGAGCGUAAAAAAUGGUUGCAAGAUGCGAUUAACCAUGUUCUCGAAAACGACGAUGGAAAAAAGUUGACCAUGUUUUCAGAAAUGCUUUUUACCUACAACCCUACUUCUGUUUUCACUGAUUCACAACUUGCUGAUUUGGAAAAUGUUUUAGACGCUAUCAAUUUCCUUUGUGAAGGGAUGGACAUGGGAUUAGAUUUUAAUAAAAUGGGUGGUCUGAAAUUUUGUUUGGAUAUGCUUAAAUACACUCAGUAUUCAUCACUGCAAUGGAGAACUGCUGAUUUGAUUGCAAACUGUGCACAAAACAGCCCCAUAUGUCAAAACACAUUGCUCGAACACAACGGAAUUGUUAUUCUUUUAAAAAAAGUUAGAGAAACAGAUGUUGAAACAGUUCGAAUUAAAACAUUAUAUGCACUUUCAUCGGCUGUUGGGUCUCAUGAAGCAGCAGAGAAGCUUUUCAUUCGUUUAAAGGGAGUCAAUCAGUUGAUCUCUUUAAUGAGUAAUGAGAAUGUGAAAUUACGACUAAAGUCAUCGUUUUUCCUAAGGAAACUAAUUUGCAGUGAUUUUGCUCACAAGGAAAUCGAUUAUGCUGAAGUGGCGAAUAAACUAGUAGAGUUGUUAAGGCAUGCACAUGAUGAAACUCAUGAGAAUAUAGCAGGUGUUCUUUUGUUCUUAAUGCAAAAAGAUGAUGUUAUUAAAAGUCAAUGCAAGAAAAGUAAUGUAGCUACGUUAUUGCAAGAGCGUAUAACAGACUUGGCAGAAAAAGAUGCUGAGAUGUAUGAAAAGGAAAUUGACAUCUAUAUGUCUAUUGCAAAGCUUUGAUAAACUGACAUGUUACGUCUUACACAAACGUCACUACAUUUUAAGUCACAAAGAACUAUAUUCUCCAUCACUAUUUUUAUAUAAGUUGUAAUUUUUAUGUAUAUCUUGUAAUAAUUGGGACACAACUUUGAUCUGGUCAAGUUGGGCAUAAAUUUAUAAAUACAAGAACACAAUCACAUAAGUCAA